AUGGGUAAUGCAAAUGAGACUUAAGCUAAAGAACUCACUUAUGUUGGUAAAGUAAAAAAUGGUAAGAAAGUUGGGAAACAUGAGAUUUGGUGGAGAUAACAAAAAAUGUAUAAAUAAAAUUUAGUUAUAGUGGUGGAGGAAAGUAUGACAAAAAAGGCAAUGAAUCUAAAAUAGGAAAAUGGGUUGAAGUCCAUCCAGAUUAUAAAUAUUAUUUUUAAUUAACUUCUAGAGGCGAAUAUCAAAAUGGAAAAAAAGUUGGGAAAUGGGAUGUUAUAUGGUUAUACGAAAAAGUUGAGAAUAAGAUGUAAAAAGUUUACAAUAAAUUAGUGCCGGUGGAUUGUAUAAUAACGAAGGUGAUGUCAAAGUUGGUAAAUGGAUUGAUUUAGAUGAUUCUGUUUCACAAUAAUUAUAAAUAAUUUAUGUUGGAGAUUAUGAAAAUGGUAAAAAAAUAGGCUCUUGGAUUAUUUAUUUUAAUACGACAGAAAAAAAGUUUACAAUCGAUAAUUAUAUGUAAUUUUAUUGAACAAUUAUAAAUAUUUCAGAGGAGGAGGAAAAUAUGAAUAAGGUGUUAAAAAUGGAUUAUGGAGUGAAUAAUCGAGUAAAUUUUCGCAGUUUUCUAAACUACGUCAGCUUGGGUGGUAUAAAAAUGGGAAAAAAUAUGGGAAAUGGACAACUUAGGAUGAAAAUGAAAUGUAAAUAAAUAUUAACAAAGAUAAAUUACUUAGUGGUGAAGAAUAAUAUGAUGGCAACGGAAAUAAGAUUGGAAAAUGGAUAGAAAUUUAAGAUUACUUUCUUGGUGAUUAUGUAAAUUAAAUGGGGGAAUAUCAAAAUAAUAAGAGAGUAGGUAGAUGGACUGUUAAUGUUAGAAUAAGGGGAAAAUAAAUGUUAUAGAUGUAUAUUCAUAAUAUUGUAGUAGGGGUGGUGGAAUGUAUGACGAUUAAGGAAUGAAACUUGGACAUUGGACUGAACUAGAGAAUUAUGAAAAUGAUAUAAGCUAGGGUAACUACCAUAAGGAUAAAAAAGUUGGCAAAUGGAGGGCAUUUAGGAAGGUGGGGUCCAAUUAUGUGUUUGGGUAAGGAUUAAGUUAUAUAUAUUACAGUUAACAUAGAGAUUUUGGUGAGGAUACUUUUAAAAAAGGCGGUUAUGAUGAAAAGUUUAAUUAAGUUGCUUUUAAGAUUUCAGCCUCAUUUUAUUCAUGUUUGCCUGAAGAUUAGCCUGAAAAUAAGCCUAUAUAAUAGCAUUAGUAUUAAAUUAUUUGUGAUAUCAUUAAGAAAUUUCGAUAUUUCUUAUAAGGGAGAUUUUAAUAAUGGUAGAAAAGUUGGAAAAUGGCAAAUUAAUUUUAAAAUUAAUUAAGAGAUUUUGCUAGUGUAAGAUAAUAUUCUUUUAAUCUAGUGGUGGUGGUCAUUAUGAUCAAGGAUCUAAGACUGGGAUGUGGGUUGAUAUUAGUGAUAGUUUUUGUUUAUAUUCACGAAUUCACUUUGCUGGUUGUUAUUAUGCAGGAGAGAAAAGACAUGGAAAAUGGAAAAUAGGGUAUGCGGGAGUUGAUUCUAAUUUUAAAUUGGACGAUAUAAAGUGGAUGUAAAAACAUAUAUAAUGAUAUUAGUGGGGGUGGAGAAUAUGACCUAGGUAUUAAGAUAGGAAAAUGGAUUGAUGUACGUGAGCCAUUUGCUUCUUCUAUUGAAAAAGGAAUAACAUAUUGUGGAGUAUAUUUAAAUGGAAAAAAAAUUGGAAAAUGGGAUAUGAAGUAAGGGAAUGAUAAAAUGUAAGUAUCUAAUUUUUUAAUAUCAUAGAGGAGGUGGAUUAUACACUGAAGAUGGUAGUGAAAUAAAGAUUGGGAAGUGGAUUGAAUUAGCUGAUGAAAAUUACAAAUGGAUCCAUCAGGGUGAAUAUAAUUAUGGUAAGAAAGUUGGAAAAUGGAUUAAAAAGGAUCUUGAAACUGACAAAAUCAUUACCUAAUAGAACUUUGAGAAAUGAU
Molecule: messenger RNA, 1975 nt
Organism: Paramecium pentaurelia
Lineage: Eukaryota; Ciliophora; Oligohymenophorea; Peniculida; Parameciidae
Source: the annotation of a GenBank genome assembly